UAUUUUUGUGUUAAUAGGAAGUUACUCUCACUGGACGACCAUUGAUGAAGUCUUGAUACACUCCAGGAAAACAACUUUGAAGGUAUUCUUGUGAAUUCAUCUUUAUGAGCCUCUGUGACACUUACUCUAGCUGCCGCAUACAUGGAGCAUGCAAACAUCUUGAGUGUGGCCGUGAUUCUGCUAAACCUGGUAAUAUCUUACGGACAGGAAUAUCCUUUUAUGGACCCUUCACUUCCGUGGGAUAAACGUGUGGAGGACCUGAUUGGACGUUUAACUCUAGAGGAGAUGGUGCUGCAGCUGGCAAGAGGUGGUGCAGGAAAGAAUGGCCCAGCCCCUGCAAUUCCACGCCUAGGUAUAACGCCUUAUUCCUGGAACACUGAAUGUCUAAGAGGAGAUGUUCAAGCACCAGGCUGGGCUACUUCAUAUCCACAGGCUCUGGGAUUGGCUGCAUCCUUCAGUCCUGAACUGGUUGCCAAAGUGGCUAAUGCCACUGCCACUGAAGUCAGAGCCAAACAUAAUUACUUCAUGUCUAUUGGGAACUAUGAUGACCAUACAGGGCUAAGUUGCUUCAGUCCAGUGAUAAAUAUUCUGCGGCAUCCUCUUUGGGGACGUAACCAGGAGACGUAUGGUGAGGACCCCUAUUUAAGUGGGGUGCUAGCUGCAGCUUUUGUAAAGGGACUGCAAGGAGACCAUCCUCGAUAUGUGAAAGCCAAUGCAGGAUGCAAACAUUUUGAUGCCCAUGGAGGCCCGGAAAAUAUCCCAGUUUCUAGAUUCAGCUUUGAUGCCCAGGUGCUGGAAAGAGAUUUGCGAAUGACCUUUCUACCUCAGUUUCAUGCAUGUAUUCAAGCUGGGUCAUAUAGCGUUAUGUGCAGCUAUAACAGAGUGAAUGGAGUCCCAGCUUGUGCCAACAAGAUGCUGCUGACAGAUAUCCUACGUAAUGAGUGGGGAUUUGAAGGUUAUGUGGUAAGCGAUGAGGGUGCCAUUGAAUUUAUUAUGCUGAUGCACAACUAUACAAAGAACAUGUUGGAAACUGCAGUCGCUGCUGUUAAUGCUGGCUGUAAUCUGGAACUCACCUACAGCCUGGCAGAUAAUGUCUUCAUGAGAAUUAAGGAUGCAGUCAUGCAUGGUAACAUCACAUUGGAGACUGUGAAAGAGAGGUUAUAUCCACUGUUUUACACCCGUAUGAGACUUGGAGAAUUUGAUCCACCAGACAUGAAUCCGUAUAGCUCCCUUGAUCUUGGUUCUGUUCAGACACAAGAGCACAGGGACCUUGCAGUGGAAGCAGCAAUCAAGAGCUUUGUACUUCUGAAGAACAUCAGGGACACUUUGCCACUGGAUCUAGAGAGCAUUCGAGGGAAAAGGAUUGGGGUAAUUGGACCUUUUGCCGAUAACCCGCAAGAACUUUUUGGGGACUAUGAACCCCAUCCAGACCCUCAAUAUAUCACUACCCCUAAGGAAGGUCUUGCAAUGCUACCCGUAAAGAUUUUCUUUGCUGCGGGAUGUAUUAAUGCACAAUGUGAAAAGUACAACCCCAAUGAGAUUAAAGAAGUGGUCCAGUCUGUUGACAUCACCAUAGUGUGUCUUGGAACUGGUGUAAGUGUAGAAACUGAAGGCAAGGACCGAGUAGAUUUAUCGUUUCCUGGCCAUCAGGCUGAUCUCUUGAGGGAUGCCGUGGGCUCAGCUGCAGGACGUCCAGUUAUCCUGUUGCUCUUUAAUGCCGGACCACUAGAUGUCUCAUGGGCCCAGAGUAGUGAUGGUGUACAGGCUAUCCUGGAGUGCUUCUUUCCUGCACAAGCCUCUGGCAUUGCCAUUGCUAAAACCAUAGUGGGAGCAGAUGGUGUAAAUCCUGCGGGCAGACUGCCAGUUACAUGGCCAGCCAGGAUGCAGCAGGUACCUCCUAUGGAAAAUUACACUAUGCAUGGACGAACAUACCGUUAUUUCGGCAACCAGGUGCCUCUCUACCCCUUUGGGUAUGGCCUGUCCUACACCAAAUUUUAUUAUAGUGACCUGGUAGUGACGCACAGCUCUCUGCAAAUCUGUGAGACCCUCCAACUGUCUGUACAGGUGCAUAACUCUGGAUCCAGAAUUGGGGAAGAGGUAGCACAGGUGUACAUCAGCUGGUCUAAUGCUAGUGUACCAGUUCCUCGUUGGCAAUUGGUGGGUAUUCAGCGAAUAGCUGUUCCAUUGGCUAGUGCUGUUAAGAUCUUUUUCUCAGUUCGGCCUGACCAGCGAGCAGUGUGGACUGACCAGUGGAAAGUUGAACCUGGUCAUUUUUUUUUGUAUGUCGGGGGCCAGCAGCCUUUCCAAGAUCUAACUGUACCAUCCAAUAUCCUUCAAACCAACUUUACUGUAAAAGGGAAAGCACAGCCUCUUAACACAUGCUAAAGUGCAUAGAGUGAUCUCUCCAGAAGGUGACAACGUUUCAACCGAAUUGAUAGCUGAACAGAUAUGAACACUUUAUCUACAGACUGUCUUAAGUCAACUGCCGAGGAAAUUAUUUUUACAAUUAAAUCAUAAAAUCUUGAGUAAAUAA
Molecule: messenger RNA, 2533 nt
Organism: Pelobates fuscus (common spadefoot toad)
Lineage: Eukaryota; Metazoa; Chordata; Amphibia; Anura; Pelobatidae
Exons: 15
Coding region: 142-2385 (747 amino acids)
Biological process (GO): xylan catabolic process; arabinan catabolic process
Cellular component (GO): plant-type cell wall
Molecular function (GO): alpha-L-arabinofuranosidase activity; xylan 1,4-beta-xylosidase activity
Source: RefSeq, a predicted model, not a curated record